Molecule: messenger RNA, 816 nt
Organism: Dibothriocephalus latus
Lineage: Eukaryota; Metazoa; Platyhelminthes; Cestoda; Diphyllobothriidea; Diphyllobothriidae
Source: the annotation of a GenBank genome assembly
CAAAAGAAUGGUGAACAUAUGAAAGUCGUUAAAAUCUGUUCAAAGCUGCGAAAAUUCAUUGAAAGCCGUAAAGAUGCCGUGCUGCCAGAACAAGAGGAGGUCCUUGCAGACCUCUGGGCAUUUGAGGGGAUCUCCGAAUUUCAGAUGGAACGCUUUGCCAAGGCUGCACAGUGUUUCCAACACCAAUAUGAACUCGCUAUCAAGGCGAACCUAACUGAACAUGCUUCUCGAUCUUUGGAAAACUUGGGUCGUGCGCGGGCAAGGCUAUACGACUAUCAAGGUGCACUGGAUGCGUGGACAAAGCGACUGGAUUAUGAGAUUAAGGGCAUAGACAAGGCGUGGUUGCAUCACGAAAUCGGUCGCGCGUAUCUGGAAUUGAACCAAUACGAGGAAGCCAUUGAUCAUGCUGCAACGGCUCGCGACGUUGCGGAUCGCGAGGCCGACAUGGAGUGGGAUCUCAACGCCACCGUCCUAAUAGCACAGGCUCACUUCUAUGCUGGGAACCUAGAAGAGGCAAAGGUUUACUUUGAGGCGGCCCAGAACGCUGCCUUCAGAAAGGGCUUCUUCAAGGCUGAAAGUGUUUUGGCCGAAGCAAUUGCUGAAGUGGAUUCAGAAAUUCGUCGCGAAGAAGCGAAACAGGAAAGAGUUUAUACGAAACAUUCAGUUCUGUUCAACGAAUUCUCGCAGAGAGCCGUUUGGUCUGAAGAGUACUCGGAGGAGCUUCAUCUCUUCCCAUUUGCAGUUGUCAUGCUGCGAUGCGUUCUCGCUCGCCAGUGUACUGUGCAUCUACAGUUUCGCUCGUGUUAUAACUUGUGA